This is a messenger RNA of Entamoeba nuttalli P19, 552 nucleotides long. Its product is annotated as AIG1 family protein, putative. The annotation marks the transcript as partial. The transcript has a single exon. Lineage: Eukaryota; Evosea; Mastigamoebida; Endamoebidae. The record is from RefSeq and is a predicted model, not a curated record.
AGACUAGAUAAAGAAAUAGAAUCAAAGAAAGAGAAGUUUCUUCCAGUAUUUAUAGAAUUAGCAAGAGAAACAACAGGAGAUGAAAUAGUUAAAAUACCAAUGUUUUUUGUAGAUUCAUGUCCAGAUGAAGAUGAUGAUAAUAGUAGAUCCGAAGAAGAAAUUGAAAUGCUUUUAACAUGGGCAUGUAGUUUACCUUCUCUUAAUGUUGAGAGAGUUGUCAAAAAUGGAAUAGAAAAUGAAAAAGUUAUUACUGAAGAGAGGGAAGAACCUCAUAUUAUUAGUAAUGAUGGUACUAACAUAGAAUAUGAAAUUGAAUAUUUGAGAAGAGAGAAAAGAACAAAAUUUGAUGGCAGUGUUACAUAUAGUGAGUGGGAAUUAAUAAAAACUAAACACAAAAUCAAACCAAUUCAAAAACAAUAUAAUAAAAAAUCAAAAAAAAGAUUUUUUGAUUUACUUGAAAAUGUAGGUGGUGCAUUGUUUGAAAUUCUUAUGGAUGGUUUUGGAAUUAAUCAAAUUCUUGGAAUAAGCGAAGAAGAAUCAGAAGAAGAGUAA